Messenger RNA from Diabrotica balteata, 2175 nucleotides. NCBI's taxonomy places the organism in Eukaryota, Metazoa, Arthropoda, Insecta, Coleoptera, Chrysomelidae. The record is from the annotation of a GenBank genome assembly.
AUGAGCAUGCUAAAAGUAAAUACUACAUUUUGUGGGGAAUUUAUCAAAAAAGCUGAAGAGGUGGAAAUUUUAGAACGAAAAUAUUUUCAAACUAAAAAUAAAGUUAUUGAUGUGACUACCGAUUUAAAAUAUUGGUUUGAAGUUUACGUUAAAAAUGUUGUUUUGACUGAUUUAUCUGAAUUCGAGGAAUCUCAAAGUGGUUGGGCACAGAAUAAAAUUAUAUCUUUAGAAAUAAACAUUAAUAAGUUUGAAAUGGCUAAAGUAGCCUCAUCGUAUAUUCAAUUGCAUCCUAAAGUUGCCCGAAAACGUGCUUGUAUCAAUGUUAGGAAUAACGAUCAGGCUUGUUUUGCAUGGGCCAUUGUAUCAGCACUAUAUUCAGUUAACAUAAACACUAACAAAACUAGUUCAUACCCCCAUUACACCAAUGUCCUUAAUUUAAAAGGUCUUACAUUUCCAGUAACUCUAAAUCAAAUUCCUCUCAUUGAAAAAAAUAAUGAAAAUAUUUCCGUUAAUGUUUUCGAGUUAAAUGUUAAAGACGAGGAUUUCAAUUUUUCUGUGCUUCCUGUAAGAUUAACUAAACAAAAACGAGAAAAACAUGUCAAUCUUUUAAUAGUUCAAAAUAAAUAUUAUUUUAAUAAUAAAGCGGACAGCAUCGAACCAUGGAGUGAUGGACAUGAUGAAGAUAUAAUACAUUUUCACUAUAUUUGGAUAAAAGAUUUAGAUUUGUAUUUAAAAUUGAAAUCUAAAGUAGGGACGUUGGAAAUAAAAUAUGCAAAAAUACUGUGGCUGAGAAUAGCUGAAGAAUUAAAUAGUGUUGGCAUAACAGCAACUCCCAACAAUUGCUUAAAUCGGUGGAGGGUGCUGGAAAGAAACUAUAACAAAUUGGUUGACAAUCAAAAAAAAACGGGUAGAGGGCGUAAAUAUUUUGAGUACGAGAAGGAGAUGGAUCAGAUUUUUGGAAACAAAAAAAACGUUAACCCCGAAAUAUUGUUAAGUAGUGAUACUUACCAUAUAAUAGAGGAAAAGAAACAGGAUAUAGAUGAGGGUGUAUGUCAGAAUACUGAACAUAUUGAAGAAAUUCCAUGUACACAAACACCUAAAACGCCUAUCAAAAGGCUUCGAAAUAAAAACUCCGAAUUACAAAAAAUGAGAACAGACAGAGCAAAUUAUUACCAAGAAAGACUGCCCUUCUCCCUAGUACACGAUGAAGCAUUUGUGAAACUUCUUAGAGAAUUGGAACCCGAGUACAAACUACCAAGUAGAAACACUGUUGUCAACGUGUUACUGGAGGAACAAUACCAAUCAAUUAAAAAUUCUUUGGAAAGAGUGAAAAAAAUCACCAAAAUGGAGCUUUAUACUAUUGUUAAGGAUUUUAAAGGAAAUAAAAUUGAAGAAAAAUUUUCGUUGUUAGAAGAAAGACUUGCGCAACUAACUUCAUGCUCAUCCGAAAGAAAUGUUUUUACCCGUUCUUUGAAAUAUUUCAAGACCAGUUUCAAAAAAAGAUGGUCGUUAGCCCGUAAUACUGAUAGAAGAUUAUUAGAAAACAAUAUGGAAUGGCUUAAUGUAUCACUGGAACUACCUACUUGGACCCACAAAGCAGGUCGACUAACAAAAGAAUUCGGAGAAUUGUGUGAGCAGAGAAAAUACACACCACAAGGAGCUUUAGCGUUAUUUAUGGAAGGUAAUUUUACAAGAAGGCAGUGGGAAUUAAUACAAGGUGGCCAAAAAGAAAUUUAUCCUUGGUAUUCGAUUUUACAAAAAGCGAAGGAGGAGUGUUAUCCUGCCGACGAUAGCAUACAAGUUACUGAAACUAGCUUUGCAGUGGAAUUUCAAGCUUUGCUGAACCAUACGGCUUUGCGACUACUUCAAUAUUUAACAGAAGUAGUUGACACGUUAUCAGAGUUUGAGAAGCAACAUCUUACCUUAAUAUUAACAUGGGUUUGUGAUGGAUCUAAUCAGACAAAAUUUAAGCAAAAAUUUGGCAACACUGACGACGAUGAUGCCAAUAUAUUUUUAAGUUCUCUUGUGCCUGUGAGAAUCGUUGUUUCUGUGAAUCGAGAGACAAGAAAAAUUAUAUCGCAAAAUCCAGUGCCUUCUUCGGUGAGAUUCUGUCGUUCUAGCCGGGCUCGAUUCAUUCACGAAACAAAGGAUGUCACCAAGGAAGAAAUUACUUGA